Messenger RNA from Puntigrus tetrazona (Sumatra barb), 1957 nucleotides. RefSeq names its product G3BP stress granule assembly factor 2b (gene g3bp2b). NCBI's taxonomy places the organism in Eukaryota, Metazoa, Chordata, Actinopteri, Cypriniformes, Cyprinidae. The coding region runs from base 208 to 1635 and encodes 475 amino acids. Gene Ontology annotation, molecular function: mRNA binding. Gene Ontology annotation, cellular component: ribonucleoprotein complex; cytosol. The transcript has 13 exons. The record is from RefSeq and is a predicted model, not a curated record.
CGAGGUGAGGGCGUCGGACGCGCGCACGUCACGUCUGCGUCUGUGUGUGUAUAUUUGGGCUCAGUGCCGUGGGUCGUGUUUUACCGGAUAAAUAGGAGCGGACCGAUCGCCGCUCGCUGCAGUGGAGUGUGUGUUUAAGUGUUCCUGUCAGAGACGUGUGUGUGGAGAGUGUGUGUGUGUGUGUGUGUGUGUGUGUGUGAGAGAGAGAUGGUGAUGGAGAAGCCGAGUCCCCUGCUCGUAGGACGCGAGUUUGUGCGGCAGUACUACACACUCCUGAAUAAAGCUCCGGAUUACCUGCACAGGUUUUACGGCCGGAGCUCCUCGUAUGUCCACGGCGGUCUGGACGGCGGCGGGAAGCCGGAGGAGGCUGUGUACGGUCAGACGGAGAUCCAUAAGAAGGUGAUGUCCCUGCAGUUCAGCGAGUGUCACACUAAGAUCCGUCACGUGGAUGCUCAUGCGACGCUGGGGGACGGGGUGGUGGUGCAGGUCAUGGGUGAGCUGUCUAACAGCGGCCGGCCAAUGAGGAGGUUCAUGCAGACGUUUGUGCUCGCUCCGGAGGGCUCUGCUGUCAAUAAGUUCUAUGUGCACAAUGACAUCUUCCGCUAUGAAGAGGAGGUGUUUGGAGACUCUGAGGCAGAGCUGGGAGAGUCUGAGGAAGAGGAGGCCGAGGAAGAGCCGGUGGAGACUCACGCUUCUCCCGACCCUGCUCCGGACCGACCCAGCAGCAGCACUUACUACGAGCCGCCCGCUCCGCCAGUCAGCAACGGAGUCGAGGAGCAGCAGGAGGAGGCGGUGCCAGAGGCGGAGCCAGAGCCCCAGCCUGAGGCCAAUCAGGAGACGGAGGCGGAGCUCAGCCCGGAAGCAGAGCCGCAGGCGGAGCCAGAGGAAGAGGAGAAGCUGCCAGAGGAGGAAAGAGGCUCCACCCCCGGCGUUGCUCUGACCCCGCCCCCUCAGACACCAGAACCGCCCAAGGCGUUCUCCUGGGCUCUGGUGACCAGUAAGAAUCUUCCUCCGGCCGGUGCUGGAGUCUCUCCUCUCGUGGGGAAAGCGGCUGGUGUUCAGCCGCGGGUGGAGGUCAAACAGGACGGUCAGUCGUUACCCAGAGAUCAGCGGCGUGAGAGACCAGGCUUCCCUCCACGAGGACCACGAGCUGAUGGCAGCGGCUCGGACGCUUCUGGAGGGAAACAAUACGUUAGUUUUAAGGGACGAGGUGACGGUGAUGGCGGGGACGCCGAGGGCCGGCGCUCUGUACGGUAUCCAGACAGUCAUCAGCUCUUUGUUGGAAAUCUUCCUCACGACAUCGAUGAGGGCGAGCUGAAAGACUUCUUCAUGACGUUUGGGAACGUGGUGGAGAUGAGGAUCAACACCAAAGGCGUCGGAGGGAAGCUGCCCAACUUUGGGUUUGUGGUGUUUGACGACUCUGAUCCGGUGCAGAGGAUUCUGGGAGCUAAGCCCAUCAUGUUCCGUGGCGAGGUGCGUCUGAACGUGGAGGAGAAGAAGACCAGAGCGGCACGUGAGCGGGAGACCAGAGGAGCAGUGGAGGGCCGGCGGGGGCCCCGGGGCCCCCUGGGAAACGGCACGGGCCGGGUCCCCACCAGGGGCGGGAUGAGCCGCUUCACUGGCCCUCGCCGCUGACCUCUGACCCCUCUCCUCUGCUCCUGCCUCGCUGUCUUUAAGACUCUCAGACUUUCCUUCUCUUACUCUCUUUACCGUUUCGCUCAGAAGAAUGCGACUGUGAUCUCUUUCCUGUAGAACAGAAGCUGAAUGUCACGAAGGGUUUCGUCACGAACUGAUUCCUCACGUUUUAUAACUGAUGAGCGGCAGCGCCUCGGCCUGGGCUCAGUCUACACUUAUUUAUUUUCCUAGUAAAUAAACAGUGGUGGUGCCUUAACUCGAUUCUCACCUGUGUGUGUGUGUGUGUGUGUGUGUGUGUGUGUGUGUGUGUGUGUGUGUGUGC